Messenger RNA from Bursaphelenchus xylophilus (pine wood nematode), 2155 nucleotides. Lineage: Eukaryota; Metazoa; Nematoda; Chromadorea; Rhabditida; Aphelenchoididae. The record is from the annotation of a GenBank genome assembly.
AUGGGCUGGCAAGACGUCGCAGCCGAGUUGAUGCCAUUCUAUGACUAUGGAAUCGGAAUGCUCUCCUAUAUUUUGAACAUACUCGUCAUUUACUUGGCAUUAACGCAAUUCACCAAAAGCACAGCCGAAUACAAGACAAUCAUCUUGCUGAACUGCGUGGUGGAUUUGAUUUUCAACACGGUCAAUGUGUUGACUAGAACCGUGAGUUUUGAGAAGUUUCUACUCUCUAAAACAGAAUGCCAAAAAUGGCGGGAAUUCAAAAAUUUGAAAUUUUUAUGCAAAUUUAGAGCUCAAAAAAGGCUCAAAAGCGGUCAUAAAUUUAAUAUUGACACGAAAUCCGUCAAAAAUAAUUAUUGAAACGGAAUGCCAAAAAAUCAGGGAAUCGUUGUGGUACUCAAAAAUGGCGUUCUCUUGAUCUGAGACCAUUAUAAACGGUGAAAAAAAUCAUAAAUUUUAUAUUACCCCGACCUCCGUCGAAAAGAACUCUUGAAACGGAAUGCCAAAAAAUCAGAGAAUCGUUGUGAGACACAAAAAACGAGGGUUUUGUUCUGAGAUCACUGUAAAUCACAUUUUUUAGGUUGCCGACGUCCAAGAUGGCAAUCUUUUCCUACUCAGCACCGGUCCUCUCGGCGAAAUACCUCAACCUUAUGCUGCGAUGAUCACCUUCUUCUGGGUAUGGUCACUUCUGCUUACGGUCGUCACCGUUCCCAUGCAAUUCCUCUACCGCUACAGUAUGCUUUGCCUCAAAAAUCCGCUCUCAUUAAAGCAUUAUGUCCUGAUUUACGGCGGCUUCAUCCUGGCGACCGCAUUGCACUGUGCAGCCGGAGUUUUUGUGUUCGAAACGGAUCCGAAGUUGUUGAAGGAAUACGAACCGUUGCUGAGGAAGAAUCCUAUGUUCAAGGAGCAUUUGCCUGUGUUCACUUUGGGCAUCAAGGUGAGGAUUCAUAAAGAAAAAUUCGUAAAAAAAACUGAGGGUCAUGUAUACAUACAUACGGUAAUUUAUUCCUAGUAUUUAGUAAAAAGUAUUCGGAAUCUUUGCACCCGUAUUCUUGGUUCCAAAGAACGCUCAAGUGUCACGUAGGCCGUUUACACGUAAUUUGCGAACCCGUUAUUACGUACGCCUUGCGGCGCUCGAAAUAGAAUAAAGAGAUGGUCCCGACCCACGUCAAUACUCGUGGGGAAACAUGACCCGGCCCGGCCCUAAGGAUUUUUAGGCCAGGCCCUGAAGAACUUUUUUCUUCAUUUGAAUAAUUUUGAAUGGAAAUCGCUUUUGCCAAUAUUUUGGCAGUGUGCUUUUGGUCUCGUUUUAGUCUUUUAUUGCUGCCAGCAACGUUUCAAACAGCACAAAAUGUUUUCGAUCCUUAUAGAGCCACAAAUAAAUCUUGUUGAGUAAUGCCAGGAACACAAAAUGGGUACCCCAAUUUUUCGUUUCGAACGAGAAAAAAAUGUUUUUCUGGAUAGUCCGGGUCCAAAAUUUUCAAUUUCGAACCCGAAACCCGCCCCAAAAAUACCAAAAAAAAACCCACAACUUGAACAAUUUUCUCCCUUGCUUUCCAAUUUGGGAUGCUCCGCCCACUUUGGCAUUUCGCCGAAGCGAAAUGUCACAAUUGACAAAAGCGUAAAAUAGUUGCGGGAAAAACAUUUUCCAUGCGUAGAAGAACAGGCCAGCGUAGUCGAUGCAUUUUAAUUUAUACGGCUCAAUAAACACACAUUUUUCCAGGACUCCCCAAAACAAGCCUUCCACAUGAUGGAUGUGGUUCUUAUUGCUGGCGUCGCCUACUCGCUGGUCGUUUUCUGUGGCAUCCGCACAUUUCAGCGGCUUAAAGAGACUCGAGACUCGCUGUCGAAGAAGACACUCGCCGUUCAGCGACAAAUGACCAUCAUCAUGGCGAUUCAAGCGACAAAUCCGCUGAUAAUGCUGAACGGACCCACCGUAGGCGCUUGCCUACUGGCGUUGUUCAACGUGACCUUCAGCGGUGUUUCCUUCUUCACGACCCCCGUGAUUGCCUGCAUUCCGAUUCUAAAUCCAUUGUGUGUGAUCAUGGUGAUCCCCAGCUUCCGGCGGUUCAUAACUUGCCACAGGUUGAGGCAUGGGAAAAGGAUCGGAGCCACUUCAGAAGGACUGUCAACAAGAGUCAGCUCCAGGCAGACUUGA